CGAAGUGUUUUCACAGUUGUUUGAAGAUAUCAAGCUAAAACCAGCUAGAAACAGCAAAUCGAUCAGAACCGAAGGUACUUAACUGAUCGGAACUUUACCACCUUGGAUAAUGGAAGUAAGAAUUUCGCUAAUAGUUGUAAUAGCGGCCGUGAGUGGCUUCGUAACCUCUGCAAAUGGAAAGCCGAUUGCUUCAGUGUCGGUUGACCCUGAAUUACAACCUGCCAGAGAGUCAGAACUCUUGGAUUAUCUCAUUAAGUAUGGCUACCUCAGCAGCCCCAAUCACAGAAUCGGAAAAGUGACCACAAUGGAAGACUUCAGAGCGGCCGUUAAGAAAAUGCAGCGUUUUGCUGGUUACGAGGAGACUGGCGACAUCUCCGACCCUAGGACAUUAGCGCUUGUGAAACGAAAGAGAUGUGGAUUGGCAGACUUAGGACCGUCGGACAACGCGAAGAGAAAAAGGCGAUGGGCUCAUCAGGGAACAUCCUGGAAGAAAAACUUUCUUACUUACCGGCUCGAAAAUCAUACACCAGACAUCGCCAAAGAAGACGUAGACAAAACAAUUGCUAAAGCCAUUGAAAUGUGGUCGAACGCAAGCGGUCUAACAAUCAAGCGUGAAGACGACCCUGAGGCGACACCUGAUAUAAAAUUAAGUUUUGUGGAAGGUUUCCAUGGCGACACCCGGCCAGCCGAUGGGCCUGGGGGGGAGCUUGCUCAUGCGUUCUUUCCUCUGGGAGGAAAGGGAGAAGAAGAUCUCGCUGGCGAUGUUCAUUUUGAUGAUGAAGACAAGUUUGCUAUCAACGGUGGUGCUGGAGUCGACUUGCUGUGGCUCUCCGUGCAUGAACUGGGUCAUAGUCUAGGACUGGAUCACACUUAUCAUCCCGCAUCUGUCAUGUUUGCUUAUUAUCCGGGAUACGUGGAGAAGCUGAAACUAGACAGUGAUGACGUAGCUGGAAUCCAGGCUCUUUACGGUCUUCCAGAUGUGGUCGCGCCUCAACCAGACCCAACGCCUAAGACUUGCAGUGACGUCAAACCUGAUGCCAUGGUAACUACAGCUGAUAAGAAAACCUACGCCUUCAAUGGCCAACAUUUCUGGGAAAUCAGAGACACGGGUGGUGCCUCUGGCCCUCAUGAAAUCAAAGCUCAUUGGCCCGAUCUGGAAGAAAACAUCGAUGCAGCUUACACAGUGCAAGAACCCUUUGGACACACCAUUUUCCUCAAGGAUUCUAGAUUCUGGGUAUAUCGCAACAAAGAAUAUAUCCAUGGUCCGGCCCAAAUCUCGCAACUUAAUCUUCCCGAUGAGCUUGCCAAUGUGGACGCUGCAUUCCAGUGGGUACGAAAUGGAAAAAUCUACUUCUUUAAGGGCUCAAGAUACUGGAGAUUUAGCAGCACAUCUGGUAGUCUACAAAUGGAUGCUGGAUACCCCAGGGAUAUAUCUGUGUGGAGAGGGGUUCCCUACGAUAUCAAUGCGGUAUUCCAAUGGAAGAACGGCAGGUCAUAUUUCUUCAAAGGAAACAAAUACUACGCUUACGACGAUGCAAGAGUGCAGCUCCUGGAGGAUGAUGAGAACCCUUAUCCCAGAGAUGUAGCGUCUAACUGGAUGGGAUGUGUCCGACCGGAAGUCGCAAUUAGACCGGUGGGGGCUGCUUUUGGUCUGGUGCCAAAUGUACUCCUCUUCAUGGCAUCUUUACUCAUAACAUGGUUGUUUUAAGUCAAACGCCCUAGAAUUAAAUUAAAAAAAGAGACGAGCCUUAAUUUAAAAUUGAACUCUACUUUGGCACGCAUCGAAGUAAAGAUGGCAGAACUCAUGAAAGGAGUCAUAAAUAGAGGCAGAAAAUGAA
Messenger RNA from Pocillopora verrucosa, 1838 nucleotides. Its product is annotated as matrix metalloproteinase-25-like. Gene Ontology annotation, biological process: extracellular matrix organization; proteolysis; collagen catabolic process. NCBI's taxonomy places the organism in Eukaryota, Metazoa, Cnidaria, Anthozoa, Scleractinia, Pocilloporidae. The record is from RefSeq and is a predicted model, not a curated record. Gene Ontology annotation, molecular function: zinc ion binding; metalloendopeptidase activity. Gene Ontology annotation, cellular component: extracellular matrix.